GUGGCUUAUGAGGAUGUCCAUGUGAACUUUACUGGGGAAGAGUGGAAUUUGCUGGAUCCUGCCCAGAAGAAUCUCUACAAAGAUGUGAUGCUGGAGACCUACCAGAACCUCACUGCUAUAGGUUACAGUUGGGAAGAUCAUCAUAUUGAAGAACAACAUCAAAAUUCUAGAAGGCAUGAAAGGCAUGAAAGAAGUCUUACUGGAGAGAAACCACAUGAAUGUAAUCAAUGUGGUAAAGCCUUUUCACGUCACAGUCAUCUCCAAAGACAUAAAAGAACACAUACUGGAGAGAAACCUUAUGAAUGUAAUCAAUGUGGUAAAGCCUUUUCACGUCACAGUCAUCUCCAAAGUCAUAAAAGAACACACACUGGAGAGAAACCAUAUGAAUGUAAUCAGUGUGAUAAAGCCUUUUCAGAUCACAGUGGUCUCCAAAGACAUAAAAGAACACAUACUGGAGAGAAACCUUAUGAAUGUAAUCAGUGUGGUAAAGCCUUUUCACGUCACAGUACUCUCCAAUAUCAUAUAAGAACACAUAGUGGAGAGAAACCUUAUGAAUGUAAUCAAUGUGGUAAAGCAUUUUCAUGUCACAGUGGUCUCCAAUAUCAUAAAAGAACACAUACUGGAGAGAAACCACAUGAAUGUAAUCAGUGUGGUAAAGCCUUUUCAUGUCACAGUACUCUCCAAUAUCAUAAAAGAACACAUAGUGGAGAGAAACCUUAUGAAUGUAAUCAAUGUGGUAAAGCCUUUUCAAGUCACAGUACUCUCCAAUAUCAUAAAAGAACACAUACUGGAGAGAAACCUUAUGAAUGUAAUCAAUGUGGUAAAGCCUUUUCACGUCACAGUCAUCUCCAAUAUCAUAAAAGAACACACACUGGAGAGAAACCUUAUGAAUGUAAUCAGUGUGGUAAAGCAUUUUCAUGUCACAGUAGUCUCCAAUAUCAUAAAAGAACACAUACUGGAGAGAAACCUUUUGAAUGCAAUCAAUGUGCUAAAGCCUUUUCAAGUCACAGUACUCUCCAAUAUCAUAAAAGAACACAUACUGGAGAGAAACCUUAUGAAUGUAAUCAAUGUGGUAAAGCCUUUUCACAUCACAGUCAUCUCCAAUAUCAUAAAAGAACACACACUGGAGAGAAACCUUAUGAAUGUAAUCAGUGUGGUAAAGCAUUUUCAUGUCACAGUAGUCUCCAAUAUCAUAAAAGAACACAUACUGGAGAGAAACCUUUUGAAUGCAAUCAAUGUGCUAAAGCCUUUUCAAGUCACAGUAAUCUCCAAAUACAUAAAAGAAUACAUACUGGAGAGAAACCUUAUGAAUGUAAUCAAUGUGGUAAAGUCUUUGCCAGGCCCAGUUAUCUCCAAACACAGAAAAGGACACAUACUGAAGAGAAACCUUAUCAAUGUAAUCAGUGUGAUAAAGACUUUUCACAUCCGAGUGGUCUCCAGUGUCAUAAUAGAACACAUCCUGGAGAGAAAAAACCACAUGAAUGUAACCAAAGUGGUAAAACAUUUUCAAGUCACAAUCAUCUCCAAAGACAUAAAAUAACACAUACUGGAGAGAAACCUUAUGAAUGCAAUCAAUGUGGUAAAACCUUUUCAUUUCACAUUUGUCUCCAAAUCCAUGAAAGAACACAUACUGGAGAGAAACCUUAUGAAUGUAAUCAAUGUGGUAAAGGCUUUACACAACAAAGUUCCCUCCAAAUCCAUAAAAGAACACAUACUGGAGAGAAACCUUAUGAAUGUAAUCAAUGUGGUAAAGCCUUUUCAGAUCACAGUAAUCUCCAAAGACAUAAAAGAACACAUACUGGAGAGAAACCUUAUGAAUGUAAUCAAUGUGGUAAAACCUUUUCAUUUCACAUUUGUCUCCAAAUCCAUGAAAGAACACAUACUGGAGAGAAACCUUAUGAAUGUAAUCAAUGUGGUAAAGGCUUUACACAACAAAGUUCCCUCCAAAUCCAUAAAAGAACACAUACUGGAGAGAAACCUUAUGAAUGUAAUCAAUGUGGUAAAGCCUUUUCAGAUCACAGUAAUCUCCAAAGACAUAAAAGAACACAUACUGGAGAGAAACCUUAUGAAUGCAAUCAAUGUGGCAAUAUCGAGUCAUCUCUAAUAUCAUAA
Arvicanthis niloticus (Nile rat) is the source of this 2112-nucleotide messenger RNA. The record is from RefSeq and is a predicted model, not a curated record. Lineage: Eukaryota; Metazoa; Chordata; Mammalia; Rodentia; Muridae.